Messenger RNA from Funneliformis mosseae, 1647 nucleotides. The record is from the annotation of a GenBank genome assembly. Lineage: Eukaryota; Fungi; Glomeromycota; Glomeromycetes; Glomerales; Glomeraceae.
AUGAACAGCGUGCAAAUACAAAGAAAGAAAUCAUUUAAAUCCAAUCGAGUAUUUGAUGUUGAUCUAUUGUUUCAAAAUCGUCAAAAGCAAAAUAUUGAAAUUCGACGUCAAUUACGUGACGAUAUAAUAUUCAAACAUCGAAAUUUAUCAUCACUUAAUGAAAAAUACAUUCCGCAGGCGGAGGAGAUUCAUGAACCAAAAUUGAUUAUCAGAAAUUUAAAGAUUGAAAAUUUUUCAGAGAUGGUACAAGGAGUUUAUUCAAAUAAUCUUGAAAGGCAAUUGAUUUCCAUGAGGAAAUUUAGGAAGCUAUUGGCUGAAGCGCGUGUUCCACCAAUACAACAAAUCAUUGAUGCUGGCGUUAUACCUAAAUUUGUGGAAUUCUUACAGUCAAAUCAUAUACAUCUUAAGAUCGAAUCUUCUUGGGCUUUAAAAAAUAUCUUGGCCGGUAGUAUUGAUCAUAUCAAAGUUGUUGUGAAUGCUGGCGCUUUGCCAAUUUUCGUUCAAUUGUUGCAAAAUGAGAGUUGCACCGAUGAAAUCAGAGAACACGUUAUUUGGGCCAUAGGAAAUAUUUCCAGUGAUGAGAUUUUUUGUGAUUUGGUUUUUCGUUCGGGAGCUUUGAAGUGUUUAUUAUACGUAUUGAAUCAACUUAAAGAUGAUCAUCCUUUGAUACUUACUUUGGCAAGGACGAUAUGUAACCUUUGUCGUGUCAAAAUAUCUGAAACAGAAUGGUGGUCUUGGAUGGCUCCCGUACUUGUUGCCUUGUCCCGAAUGAUACAUUUGAACGAUGAUGAUAUCCUUUAUUUCACUUGUUUGGCAUUAUCCUACCUAUCUGAUGGAGAGUUCUAUCGUAUUCAACGAAUACAAGCAAUUAUUAAUACCGGAAUGUGUCCGAGGCUCAUGGAACUCAUGAUUCAUAAAAAUUUUAACGUUCAAAUACCCGUCUUAAAAUGCGUUAAAAACAUCUCGACUGGAUCUGACAGUCAGGUUAAAAUAAUCUUACAUUGUGGGGUUUUAAACUUGAUAAAAGAUUUACUCGUUAGCACGCUACAUAGAAUGAUCCGUAAAGAGGCUUGUUCUAUCGUGUCAGCAAUUGCUUCGGGAUCCGCUCACCGAAUUCAAGCCAUUCUGGAUGCUGGAAUGAUUCCUUUCCUAAUCAACUUGACGAGAAAUUCGGAUUUUAUAACGAAAAAGGAAGCAACGUGGGCGAUAUGUAGCGCUAUAAGGAUCAGCUAUCAUCAACCAUAUUUAAUUCGACAGAUCAUAAAUUCGGGAUGUAUUCAAUCCAUGAUUGACAUGUUGGAUUGUAAGGAGACCGAGAUUAUUUUUGCGAUAUUGGAAGCAAUUCAAACUAUUUUAAGGUUUGGGGAAUCCGCAAAAACUCCAAAUAAUCAAGAGAACGAUGGAGACCCUGGUGGAUCAACUGAUUUUACGCUACAUCAUAAUUCCCCUACAGGAUUCCAAUUCUUGCAUCAACCUAUUAUUCCCUUUGGUGCAUUUCAUUUCAAAACCGUUGGUGAAUUCGGUUCGCCUGGUCUAAUAUUACAAAAUGAUCAAAAUGGAUUUCGUUUGCCCGUAGAAACUAGUCAAAAGCCUGAUGCCUAUUACUUCCCUUUUGUUAAUCAACCUUCAAAUCAUUUUAAGAGUUGA